AUGGACCACAUAACCCCUAUCACAGUCCUUAUAUCAGGCAACGGUUCGAAUUUCCAAGCUGUCAUUGAUGCAAUUCACGCCGGAGAGCUCCCUGCAAAAAUUGUCCGUGUAAUAUCUAACCGAAGGGAUGCCUACGGACUCGAAAGAGCCAAAAAUGCCAGUAUCCCCUCCCACUAUCACAAUCUCAUAAAGUACAAAAAGCAGCAUCCGGCAACGGAGACGGGGGUUCAGCAAGCUCGUGAGGAAUAUGAUAAAGAACUGGCAAGAUUGAUUUUGGAAGAUUCUCCUGAGCUUGUGGUGUGUCUAGGGUUUAUGCAUGUUCUCUCCUCCUCAUUCUUGGACCCAAUCAAGGAUGCAAAGGUCAAGGUCAUCAAUUUGCAUCCUGCCUUGCCUGGCGAGUUUACUGGUGCGAAUGCCAUAGAACGUGCCCAUGCCGCUUGGCUGGAAGGAAAGAUUGAUCGUACUGGAGUUAUGAUCCACAAUGUCAUAGCGGAGGUGGACCUGGGACUCCCCAUCCUUGUCAAGGAGAUCCCCUUUAUCAAAGGAGUCGAUGAGGAUAUAAGUGUUCUCAAGCAGAGGAUCCAUGAAGUGGAGUGGAAAGCCGUUGUCGAAGGAGUGGGAAUCGCUAUUCGACAAUUACAACUACAUCUGGACCAGGAUUGUGUCCUUCCAGAAAACGGAGUUAGCAACGGUUCGCAAGGAUGA
Histoplasma capsulatum G186AR is the source of this 705-nucleotide messenger RNA. Its product is annotated as phosphoribosylglycinamide formyltransferase. The coding region runs from base 1 to 705 and encodes 234 amino acids. Gene Ontology annotation, molecular function: phosphoribosylglycinamide formyltransferase activity. Gene Ontology annotation, cellular component: cytoplasm. NCBI's taxonomy places the organism in Eukaryota, Fungi, Ascomycota, Eurotiomycetes, Onygenales, Ajellomycetaceae. The record is from RefSeq and is a predicted model, not a curated record. The transcript is spliced from 2 exons. Gene Ontology annotation, biological process: 'de novo' IMP biosynthetic process.